UUUAUUAAUUGCCACGUUAUGGAAAUUGCAAAUUACCAAUACAGAGAUAUCACUCAAUAAUUUCUAUCUAAAGUACACGUUAAACUUGUUGCAAUGAAAAAGGAAUAACCAAAUUGUAAUAAAAUUGUUUAUUUUAAUUAGAAUUUCUACUUACAGCCAAACUUGCAAAAGAAAAAGUUGAUACAGCUAAUGAAAGACUCUAAGAAUUCCAUACAAGUAUAUAUUAAAAUGUUAUAAUUUUAGCAUCUCAAUCUACUGGGCUCUUUAAUGAUCAAGAUUACAAAUUAAACACUAUUCUUUCAUAAGUAAAAGAUGAUAUUAGUCAAAUACAUAUACAUCUAAAUUCACUUAAAACUCAAUUGAAUAAUGAUUUACAUUAAUCAAUCUUUGAUUUUGUUCAGCAAAAAGCUAUGAAAACAUCUGAUUCAUUUAAAAAAGUAUUUAAUUUAUACAAUUUAAUCUAAGUUAUUAUAAAGUCAUACAUUAAGAAUCAAACAAUAAGAAGAAAAAAGAAAUAGAUUAAAUGGAGAUAGACUAAUAAAGAGAAAUUUUAAUCAAAAAUAUUAGAAAUUGAAUGAAACUGAUGAAGAAACUGAUCAUUAAACUAUUUAAAUGUUUGAUUAGAAAUAGAAUGAAGAAAAAUUGGUUUCCAUGUAAAAAAUUGAGUCUAUGUUAAAUGAAAUUGCUGGUGUAUUUUAAAGAGUUGGAGUUAUGGUGAAAUUAUAAGAAACUAUGAUUGAAAGAAUUGAUAAAUAUACAGACGAAGCUUCAUUAAAUGUUAGCAAAGGACGUAAAGAACUAUAAGAAUCACAUAAAAAAAUAAGCUCAAAUAGAGGUUUAAUAUUAAAGGUUUUUUUAAUUUUGUUUAUUUUUGCUUUUAUCUACAUUGUAUUUAUUUUGUGA
Molecule: messenger RNA, 903 nt
Organism: Paramecium sonneborni
Lineage: Eukaryota; Ciliophora; Oligohymenophorea; Peniculida; Parameciidae
Source: the annotation of a GenBank genome assembly